Poeciliopsis prolifica (blackstripe livebearer) is the source of this 1432-nucleotide messenger RNA. RefSeq names its product 5-hydroxytryptamine receptor 3A-like. Bases 1 to 1332 code for a protein of 443 amino acids. The transcript has 8 exons. Gene Ontology annotation, molecular function: neurotransmitter receptor activity; extracellular ligand-gated monoatomic ion channel activity; transmembrane signaling receptor activity. Gene Ontology annotation, cellular component: neuron projection; synapse; postsynaptic membrane. The record is from RefSeq and is a predicted model, not a curated record. NCBI's taxonomy places the organism in Eukaryota, Metazoa, Chordata, Actinopteri, Cyprinodontiformes, Poeciliidae. Gene Ontology annotation, biological process: signal transduction; regulation of membrane potential; nervous system process.
AUGCAGGCCGUGUUUGACAUGCAGCCCUUCAGGCCAGCUGUAAACCUCAGUAACCCCACCAUUGCCAACAUCUCCUUCACCCUGUACGCCGUCCUUGGAGUGAAUGAAAAGGCUCAGUUACUCACUACAUUUUUGUGGCUCAGACUGUUCUGGCACAACGAGUAUUUGGUUUGGGAGCCUGAGAAGUGUGACGGCGUCGGCAGGAUUUCUCUCCCUGUAAAAGAGCUGUGGUCUCCAGACAUCAUUGUUUAUGAGUUUGUGGAUGAUGAUGUUUCCCAGGCGUGUCCUUAUGUCUACGUGAACCACACAGGACACAUUCGCUGGGACAGGAUGCUGCGGCUUGUCUCAGCCUGCAACCUGGAGAUCUUCAGCUUUCCUUUUGAUGUGCAGAACUGCACAUUCACAUUUGGCUCCUACAUGCAUACAAUACGUGAUGUGAGAGUCAGUCCAGCUCUGCCGUUCAGCGAGAUGUCAGAAAACUCAAAGCAAUACCUGGAAGCCAGUGGAGAGUGGGAGCUGGUGGACAUCCUGGGGGAGACGUCCAUCCUGAAGUUUGGAAUUGACGAGUGGGACAUCAUCACCUUUUGGGUGGUCAUAAGGCGGCGCCCGGUGCUCUACGUGGUCAACCUGCUGAUCCCGAGCUCCUUCCUCAUGCUCAUUGACAUUCUGUCCUUCUACCUGCCCCCCCACAGUGUGGACCGGGCCUCUUUCAAAAUGACCCUGAUCCUGGGUUACACCGUUUUCCUGCUCAUUAUGAACGACCUGCUGCCCAGCACAGCUAAUGGAACGCCCCUUAUAGGUAUCUAUUUCUCCGUGUGUCUGGCUCUCAUGGUCAUCAGUCUCCUGGAGACAGUCAUCAUCACCAACGUCCUCCAUCACAGCUCCAUGAAGUAUCAGGAGGUUCCAAACUGGGUUAGAGUCGUUGUCCUCAAAUACAUCGCAACCAUGAUCUGCUACCGGUGGCCCGCAGGUGUUUCUCCCACUCUUAAAACACGGGAAGAUAAACCUGAGAGUUCAAACGGCAGCACAGACGCCUGGGUCAUCCAGCCAGUCAGCCCUGUUCAUUUUGAGGGUGAAAAUAGCCCGGCUCUGGAUUCCGUCUCCUCUGUUGUAGACACUGGUUCUCUGCCUGAGCUGCAGCUGAUCUGUCAGUACCUGGGGGACCUCCGUGCACAUCUUCUGUCGGUGCAGAAGGAGAGCGAGCUGCUGGGCCAGUGGUGUCACGUAGGAUACGUCCUCGACUUCCUGCUCUUCCGCAUCUACCUGCUUCUGAUCAGCUGCUACGCCAUGGUCAUUAUCACAAUGUGGUGCAUCUGGAUCAGUCAGACCUAACUGGACACGGAUUAAAUGUGUCAAAUAAUCACAACCUGAUGUAAGGUGUACUUAAGCAGACAAAUAUACCCACACUUACAUUUUAAGAUGGUUUCCUGAG